AUGUCUACCAACCUCAAAUCUGCGAUGCCGUCAGGCCUACCAUCAGGGCUGCCUACGGGAAUUGCAACAGAUAUCAAUCUCGGUCCAUCACCAUUUACAUCUUCCUUCUCAGGCGAUUUCCUCGGCCUUUCCAUUCCAGACGACGAGCAACUGUGGGGGCUAAGCCCAGUUUCACCCAUGGGCACCGGCUGGGACAAAGCCGACUCGGCAGCAUUUGCCAAUUCAGCCCUCGAGCGGGACCUCAAAAACGCCCAAGUCCGCAAUGGUCAACCAACCCCGCCCCCGUACGACGACCAAGGCCGCGACCUAUCGGGCAUGGACGUAAUGGAGACAGCGAGCAAACGCCGCCGUGUCCGCGAAUACAACACCGCCGCCGCCAGUCUCAGCCCGGAUCUCGAUGAUGGGCCACAUGACCGCGUCAAGCGCGCCAAGUUCCUCGAGCGCAACCGUCUAGCCGCCAGCAAGUGUCGCCAGAAAAAGAAAGAGCACACCCAGAAGCUGGAAACCGAUUACAAGGAGCAGUCCGAUAAGAAGGAGCAGCUGAUGGCGGAGAUCUCCCGGCUGCGCUCCGAGGUCCUGGGCUUGAAGAAUGAGGUUCUGAAACAUGCGCAGUGUGGUGAUGAACCGAUCAAGCUGCAUCUUGCGCAGAUGGUCAAGAAGAUUACAGACGGCGAUGUGCCGCAGCCUGCGUUGCCGGGGCCGUCGCCUGUCCCGCUUCCUGAUAACGGGUCCGUCUCGCCGAUCGACCCCACUCCCGUUCCUGUGACGUCGGCUGCGGUGCCGGUUUCUGCGUCGCAGGCGCCGACCUCUCUGUCGUUUGGCUUUGACGAUCCGUUGCCGCUUGAACCGGCUGCUGUUGCGGCGGCGGAGGCGUUCGAGCAGCAGAUGCGGAGGGAGUCGGAGGCUUCACUGGUUUCAGAGGGGUCUUAUUCGUUCUCGGAGGAUCCCUCAUUCGAUGAUUUGAUCAAUGUUUGA
Molecule: messenger RNA, 975 nt
Organism: Penicillium bovifimosum
Lineage: Eukaryota; Fungi; Ascomycota; Eurotiomycetes; Eurotiales; Aspergillaceae
Gene: atfB
Product: bZIP transcription factor atfB
Exons: 1
Coding region: 1-975 (324 amino acids)
Biological process (GO): regulation of transcription by RNA polymerase II
Molecular function (GO): DNA-binding transcription factor activity, RNA polymerase II-specific; RNA polymerase II cis-regulatory region sequence-specific DNA binding
Source: RefSeq, a predicted model, not a curated record